Molecule: messenger RNA, 2358 nt
Organism: Rhododendron vialii
Lineage: Eukaryota; Viridiplantae; Streptophyta; Magnoliopsida; Ericales; Ericaceae
Product: probable L-type lectin-domain containing receptor kinase S.5
Exons: 3
Coding region: 345-2090 (581 amino acids)
Biological process (GO): protein phosphorylation
Cellular component (GO): plasma membrane
Molecular function (GO): ATP binding; protein kinase activity; carbohydrate binding
Source: RefSeq, a predicted model, not a curated record
UGGGAGUACUGGCGGCGAAUCCGAUCCCAGCCGUCGUGCUCCUCCUCUCUUUACUCGCGGUGGCGGUGGGUACUCCGGUCUCCACCAGACUUAAAACCUUCACUAUUCCGUACGAUGACUUCUACACCUCCAACUCAACCACCGAGAAACUGUACUUCAGUGAUUCGACGCUAGCCAGCGGCGCCCUCCAUGUCACGCUGGAGUCGCCCGAUCCCGCCCAACCCACCAACCAAUCCGGUCGAAUUUUAUACCCCAAGUCUUUCAAGCUAUGGGAAGACCGGAACGACACUUACUCUGACCGAGUGGCGUCGUUUAACACCUCGUUCCUCGUGAACCUCGGCCAAAUGAUCGGUUUUCCCACCGCUGGUGAAGGCCUGACGUUCGUGGUGGCGCCGGGCCUCAAUCACCCGCCGAAUAGCUUCGGUGGGUACUUGGGUCUGACUAAUUCCACCACCGACGGCAACGUUUCGAACCAGAUUAUUGCAAUCGAGCUCGACACAUUUCAAGAAUAUUUCGACCCGGACUCGAACCACGUUGGACUUAAUAUAAACUCCGUCGUAUCUAAGAACACCACCUCGUUGACCCCACUCGGGUUUGUGCUGGUUCCGCUCAAUGGAUCGCACCAUUACUUCAACGUAUGGGUCCAGUACGACGGAAUAAAAAAGUUCAUCGCGGUUUACAUGGCUCAACAAGCAAACCCAACGGAUCCGACACCCCCCAGACCCGCUAACCCGAUUCUUACGUCAUAUCUGGAGCUUAGAGGGGUCGUGAAUCAGAACUCGUAUUUCGGGUUUUCGGCAUCAACAGGUAGCUCACCAGAACUCAACAGAGUUUUACGGUGGAACUUGACAGUGGAGUACUACUACGAGGUAAAUUGGGUGAAGAUUGGCGUCAGAUUCGGGAUACCCACGGUGGUACUUUUAGUGGUGUCGCUGUUUUUGGUAUACUACUUACGAAAGGAGUUCUUAUCACUACGGUCGUAUCAGAAAAUGUUGGAAAAGGUGAAGGGAAUGUCCGGGAUGCCAAAGGAGUAUCAGUACAAAGAUUUGCAGAAGGCUACAAACAAUUUUGCGAUGAAGUUGGGACAAGGUGGGUAUGCAGAGGUUUACAAGGGGGUAUUGACGAAUCAGAAGGAUCUGGAGGGGGAAUUGCCGAAUCAGAAGUAUUUGGAGGUUGCAGUGAAGAUGUUUUCUAGAAAGAGUUCGGAGGGUCAGGAAGUUGAUUUCCUUGAAGAGCUUGAAAUCAUCAAUCAAGUCAGGCACAAAAACCUUGUCCGAUUACUGGGAUGGUGUUACAGUCACAAGCACAAAAAGCUGCUGUUAGUUUACGAGUACAUGCCGAAAGGCAGCCUCGACAAACACCUCUUCGGCGAUGCCAACAGCACGCCAUUGAGCUGGGAUCUCCGCUGCAAGAUCAUCACCGAGGUAGCCUCCGCCCUCCUCUACCUCCACAACCACUACAAUAAGAGGGUGGUCCACCGCGACAUCAAGGCCAGUAACAUCAUGCUUGACGCCGACUUCAAUGCCAAGCUAGGAGACUUUGGCCUUGCACAGGCCCUAGACCACGAGAAAACCUCGUACAUACAAUCCAAGGGCAUUGCGGGAACAUUUGGGUACAUGGCCCCCGAAUACGUGCGAGAGGGCAGGGCCACCGAGCAGUCUGAUGUAUAUGCUUUUGGUGCAGUUCUGUUGGAAGUGGUUUGUGGUUGUAAGCCCCUCACCCAAAUUGGCACAUACUCGUCGUUAGUAGAUUGGGUUCGGGCCUUGCAUCACGAAGACAAGUUACUUGAGGCGGUCGACAAUAAGCUCAGGCAGGACAAUAUUUUCAGGGAUGACAAAGUUGUGAAGGAGGUCGAAAGAUUUUUGCUUCUGGGCCUUGCCUGUUCUCAUCCUACAGAGAGUGAAAGGCCCAACACUCAAGAAAUUGUUAAGAUGCUAUCGGGCCUGAUGCCUGUGCUCUACGUGCCGCCGCCUUAUGAGUCGCCGUGUGUGCCCAUUAGGGAGGAAGACAUCAGUCAGGCCACUACCACCAACACGACACCCUUUAUGACCGCGCAUUGUGAAUCAAGUUCGACGCCACUGGCCAUCUGACACCGGAGUUCCCAAAAUAAAUCAAGUUCUGCCAGCAAGAUGUCUUUUGAGCUUCUUUAAAAUCUGUUAAGUCCUUUUAAAGUUUCUAAGUGUUUUUUUUUUUAAGUUUUAAGAGUUAAACACAUCUUUCAAUUAGCCUAUGGUCAAGUCUUUUUUAAUUUUUUUAUUGAAAAUCUAAGUUUAUUUUUUCUAUGUUAGAGGGAUGUUCCAACAAGUCCUAUUUAUAUCCUUUCUUAUGAAUGAAAUCAUGAGAGUGUGUAUGAAAUCA